AUGUCAAGAGGAGAACGCGGUGUCGCACCGGCAAAGAGGUUGAACCGCAGGAAGCGUGGCGUGAGGCGCCGGCGCAACAGAGCGCAAACCAAAGCGUCGAUACCUGCCGUUCACGCUUCUUUUGCCUGCCAUAUUUGCUCGAAGAAUCACUGGACCGUUAGUUGUCCGAGGUUGCGACUUUCCCCUCGUGAUUAUCCCUUGAUGGACCGCGAGAAGGGGUGCUGGAAAUGCGCUCAGCGGGGUCAUUCCUCGGCGCAGUGUCAAGUGAAGAAGUACCGCUGCUCAGACUGCGGCGGUCUGCAUGAUACACGCGAUUGUGAGUUUGAUCACAAAAGCGAAGAAUGGCAUGAGUUUUUUGACUCCACCACGCAGCAUGUCUUCUACUGUAACAGUGAAACGGGGGAGGUGCAGUGGACACCACCUACGCACAAGCUGGAUGUGGUUUUAUGGUUCUGCUCGAACUGCAGCAUACUCCUCCCAACGUCCGUCCCAGAAUGUGUAAAAUGCCGUGUUCCGAGACCGCACUCAAAGGUAUCAGACGCAGCAUCUUCUUCAUCUUCCUCAGUUUCGGAAUCAGGUAGUGAUGAUGGAAGUGAUGAUGAGGGGAGUGAGUCCGCCUCGGAUAACUAG
Messenger RNA from Trypanosoma brucei brucei TREU927, 630 nucleotides. RefSeq lists its product as hypothetical. The transcript has a single exon. The record is from RefSeq and is a predicted model, not a curated record. The coding region runs from base 1 to 630 and encodes 209 amino acids. Gene Ontology annotation, molecular function: protein binding; nucleic acid binding; zinc ion binding. NCBI's taxonomy places the organism in Eukaryota, Euglenozoa, Kinetoplastea, Trypanosomatida, Trypanosomatidae.